UCGUGCACUCAUCUCCCCUCUGCAGGCGUCCUCGCCUCGCUUUCCCCCCGGCAUUCUUCCAUGUCUCUUUAUAUAACGGACACGGGGAGUGGAGACGACACUGGCUACUCAUUAAUUUAGAGAGCCCGAGUAACAGCCAAAGGUCCACUCCUCACCUGUCCCUCCUGUUCGAUCGGAACCCUAGGAUCCGGAUCCAUGGGCACCGAUCCGCCGGAGAAUCCGGAGGCGCAACGCCCCUCGCCGGCGCCGACGGCCGCGAAGCCCGACGGGGACGCGGCUUCCGAGACGUCGUCGGCGCAGUCCAGCGAGCCCUCCGACCGGAAGGACGCGGAAUCUCUGGUCCUGUCGACGAGGAGUGAGGAGUACAGGUUUCUGUUCCGUCUUUCGCCCGAUGAUGUUCUUCUUCAAGAUUUUAAUUGCGCCAUCCAUGAAAAUAUUCUUCUUCAGGGGCAUAUGUAUUUGUUUACCCACCACAUCUGCUUUUAUUCCAACAUUUUUGGAUUUGAGACGAAGAAAAUAAUUCCUUUCCAUGAGGUAACUUGUGUUCGUAAAGCAAAGACAGUUGCAAUAUUUCAUAAUGCCAUUGAGAUUCUUGCUGGAGUGAAAAGGGUAACAAAGCUUUGGUACUUUUUUGGGUCUUUCUUGACUCGGGAUGAAGCAUACCGGCUUAUUGUUGAUGUCUGGGUGCAACAUGGUGGUGACGUAAGAGCCCAGGAUACAAAAUUGGAGGCCAGCAGUCAAGAUGAUGCCAUUAUUAUAUUUGACAAAGUGAAGGGAGGUAAAGCAUUGCUAGAUGAUUCAUCGUCUUCGAACAGAAGUAAGGAUGCCAAAUUGUCAGAAGAAUUUAAAUCUAUCCCUAAUGGUAAAGUUGACAGCGACAUUUCCAUAAGGCUUUUGGAAAUUCAGGAGAAUGAAGGUGAAGAAAAUGUUAACAAGUCAUUAUCUCAAAAUCCUUUUUCUUGGACCAUCGAGGACAUUGAUGCUCCUAAAGUACCUGAACAUUUUGCAAUUGUUGCUGAGUCAAAGUUUCCGCUCCUUGUGGAGGAUUUCUUCAGCCUAUUUGUCUCUGAUCGUGCUGCUGACUUUUUGAAGGAUUUCCAUACAAGAUGUGGUGACAAGGAUUUUCAGUGCACUUCUUGGCAUAGGCACGAACAAUUUGGGUAUACCCGCAAUGUUUCAUUUCUGCAUCCUGUCAAAGUAUAUCUUGGUGCUAAAUUUGGGAACUGUCAGGAGGUCCAGAAAUUUCACGUGUUCAGAAACAGCCAUUUGGUAAUCGAAACAUCGCAACAAAUUGAUAAUGUGCCAUAUGGGGAUUACUUCCAAGUUGAGGGGAUCUGGGAUGUGGAACAAGCUAGCAAGGGAGAAAAUAGCUGCACUGUGAAAGUAUAUUCUAAUGUGGCAUUUUCAAAGAAGACCAUGUUUAAGGGGAAAAUCGAGCAAUCAACUAGGGAGGAGAGUAAAGAAGUUUACGCUACUUGGAUAAGCAUCGCUCAUGAAACUUUAAAGGAAAAGAAUAUUGGACAAUCGAAAGCAGGACUAGCAGAGCAGGAUGCAUCAAUGGUUCAUGAGAACAACAGUGAAUUAGGAAGUCCCCCAAAGCUUGAAGGGUCAACACAAAAUUCAACAUUAAAUUCUACAUAUCUUUCAAGGAACAUCCAUGAGAUAACAAACUGUAAUUCAGGGAUUGACAAUCACAUGAAAGAAAAGUCUCAACUGUUUUCACCUCUGAUGAGUAUAUUUAGAGAACCAUGGGCAACCUUCUGUUCACAUAUGAAGGCACAAAGUCUGCUAGCUACGAUUUUAGCUGUGGCAUUUAUUAUCUUUAUCCUAAUGCAGUUAAGCAUCAUUCUUCUUCUAGCUAGAGUUCCUGAGGUGCAUCUGGUAACUCAUGGAAACUAUAAUAUGGAGAACGUAGAGUGGUUAGAGAAGCGCUUUAACUACCUCAAGGAAGAAAUGCUUAUGGUGGAAUCUCGAUUGGAGCGGAUGCGUCAUGAAUAUGCCUUGUUGAAGUCUUAUCUGCAGAGUCUUGAACAGCUGAGGGCCAAAUCAUGAAUACAAACUAGGGAUAUGGAGUGGCACCUCAAAUUAACCUCUUAACUUGAAAAAGGUCAUGUGCUUCUUUCCGUACAUUGAAGGCUGUCAUUUGACCCUCACGGAACCCUGUUGUGGCAGAACCAUGCGCCUUAUGAUGCCCUUGUUUUUAUUGCAAUCCCUUUCUGCAGCAAUUUUCUUAUUCAUUCAGGUGUCUUAUUUUGUUGGUUUAUUUCUAACAUUUGCCCACAUGUUCUGGCCCCAGGUUCAUCCGGUAGCAUUAGGCGACAUCGGAUUCUAAUUUCCUGUUUUUCCGGGUAUAAAAAUAACUACAGGUAUCAAGUCCAAGGUUCUGUAAGACAUUUUACUUGUACCCUUAUAUAGUUGACUGGAGUAUCGUCAAAACUCGAGGCACUUAAUUUUUUUAGUAGGCUCUCGAUGUUAACCCUAUCUAUUGCUAAUGAGGCUCUGUGACUUAUCUGCUUCCGUCCCUGUAGUAUAUAUUGAUGAGAAUUAUGGGUUCUUUAACAGCAAA
Molecule: messenger RNA, 2566 nt
Organism: Musa acuminata subsp. malaccensis (wild Malaysian banana)
Lineage: Eukaryota; Viridiplantae; Streptophyta; Magnoliopsida; Zingiberales; Musaceae
Product: protein VASCULAR ASSOCIATED DEATH 1, chloroplastic
Biological process (GO): negative regulation of programmed cell death
Source: RefSeq, a predicted model, not a curated record